Enterobius vermicularis (human pinworm) is the source of this 234-nucleotide messenger RNA. The record is from the annotation of a GenBank genome assembly. Lineage: Eukaryota; Metazoa; Nematoda; Chromadorea; Rhabditida; Oxyuridae.
AUGAAAAGAAAGAAUGAACCAAAAAUGAUGGCGAAGUUAUCUUUGAUGGAAUUAACAGAUUCGGAAGCAAUACAGAUCAGAGAAUAUGAUCAACGUCGUUUGAAACGAGUGAUUGUUUUUGUGGUUGUGGUGAUGACUGUGGUAUCAAUUGUAUUGGUUGCAUUAUCGCUGGCUUUAGGACCACAAUUGGAUCAGUUAGGUAAUCUUGACGUGGCGAUUUUAAAACCUCCUUGA